Cygnus atratus (black swan) is the source of this 837-nucleotide messenger RNA. RefSeq names its product proline and glutamate rich with coiled coil 1 (gene PERCC1). The transcript has 2 exons. Lineage: Eukaryota; Metazoa; Chordata; Aves; Anseriformes; Anatidae. Bases 1 to 837 code for a protein of 278 amino acids. The record is from RefSeq and is a predicted model, not a curated record.
AUGCAUGGCCAGGCAGCAGCACCAAGGGUGAGUCCAGGCCCCGGGCUGCCCCUGCGCGCUGACAUGGCCACGGGUGUCAUCCGGCCCCUGGCCGGGCUGCGGCUGCCCUCGCCCUUCCCACACGGCCUGCUGCUGCCCACACGCCCCGAACCCGACUUCCCCGACCUCUCUGAGGAGGAGGAGGAGGAAGAUGACGAAGAGGAGGAAGAGGAAGAUGAAGAGGAGGCAGCAGAGGACAGCACCAGCUGCAGCGGGCUGGAGCUGGCCGGCCCAAACGCUGCUGAGACCACCCUGCGGCUCCUCCGGUUUUCGGAGCUCAUCAGCUGUGACAUCCAGCGGUACUUUGGGCGGCGGGGCCAGGAGGAGCCUGCCGGCGGCCGCGGCACACCCGAGGACUGCAGCUCGCCCCGGUGCGCCGCCCGCGAGCCAGGCGCCGCCAGCCUGCCGUGUGCAGCACAGGGCAGCCAGCCCCAGCCCGAAGCAGUGAUGGCACGGGGCGGCCCCGGGGCCACGCACAGGCUGGGGCCGCUGGCCGAGCUCUUUGAGUACGGCGUGCACCGGUGCCUGCCGCCCCGGGGGGCCGGUGGCAAGACGCAGCGGCUGGAGAGGAAAUACGGCCACAUCACCCCCAUGCACAGGAGGAAGCUGCCACCUUCCUUCUGGAGGGAGCCAGGCCCUGGCCCUGCCGGCCUCCUCCACGCCGGCACCCCCGACUUCAGCGACCUCCUGGCCAACUGGACGGUGGAGCCGGGGCCGGAGCUGCCGGGCGCUGGGCGGGAGCUGCUUCCUGAGCCGGGCCGCCUGGGGCUGGAUGCUGAGCCCUUUGUCGGGCUCUGA